AUGGCUGAAGCACGAUCAAGCUUUAGUGGAUCAUCAUCAGCUGAUCAUCUUGGUACUACUGCCAACGAUGAUGCUGAUGAUAUUGAACUUCAACAACGAUUAGAAAAACUUGAACGUGAAAUAGUUGAUUUAACAUUUGAAAACAAUAUUUUUGAAAUAAAUUUGGAAAGAAAAAAAUCUGAACCAAUAACAGCUGCACCAGCGGCACCCGCAGCUAAUGCUUCACAAGCAACAACACCAACAAGUUCAUCUCAAGAUUUAACAACUGUCGGCGGUACAAGUCGAAAUGAUCGUUUUGCACGUAAACGAUCAAAAUCGCGAAGUACACAAGGUGAUUUUCGUAUACAAUUAUCACUUGAACAGAAAAUUGAUAUCAUUACAACUGAAUACGAACAAAUGAGAAAUGAAAAAUCUCGUCGUGAAACAGCAAAUGAAAAAAAAAUGGAUCAACUCGAGUCCGAUGCUGAAUGGAUUGAUAUAGAAAUAAAAGAUUUCGAAGCAGCCAUAGCUGAAUUUCAUAAGACACAAGAAUCUUCAAUUGAUAAACGUACACAUAAAGUAGUUGGUGAAAAAAUCGAUCGUUACUUCGUUGAACGUAUUAAAACACGUGAAUCAUUAAUAAAUAAAUUACGUGAUCGUUCGUCAGGUUUGAAAAGACAAAUCGUACGUUUAGAAACACAAUUAAGACAAAAAGAGGAAAUGGGCGAAACCUUACAUGAAGUUGAUUUUCAUCAAUUGCAAAUCGAAAAUAAACAAUAUUUAGAUAAAAUUGAUGAGAAAAAUGUUGAACUUAUUCUUCUUAAGAGACAAGUUGGCAAAGCAACUCAAUCAUUGAAUCGUUUCAAAGAUGAUUUAAAUAGGCAAAUUAAAGAUUUGCUUGAUAUUGAACAACGUAUUAGUAAACAAAAUAAUUUACAUGGUCGUGCUGAACAAGAAAUGAUCGAUGCCACUCAAGAACAAUCACGUGUUGCUAAAAUACAUAGUCAUCUUGCUGAACAAACAGAAGAAUACGAAGUACCAGAUGUAUUAGAUUAUGUUAAAAAGAAAGCAUUACUUUAUAACCUUGAACGUGAUUGUGAAGUCUGGGAAAGAAAAGUUGAAAUUGCAGCAAUGGCCUUACAACAAAGUAAACAACAAUGGCAAGCACUUCAACGUAAUGCUCAGUAUGAAAAUAAUUCAGCUAAUUGGAGUAAUGAAUUACAAGCGCGAUAA
Molecule: messenger RNA, 1212 nt
Organism: Rotaria socialis
Lineage: Eukaryota; Metazoa; Rotifera; Eurotatoria; Philodinida; Philodinidae
Source: the annotation of a GenBank genome assembly